CAGUGCGCAUGCGUCAGAGCCGGGGCUGCAGCCCAGUGCAGAGCUGAAUAGAGGAGAGGGUAAUAAGUGAUGGGAAGGGAAGGCUGUACGGUGACAGCUACCGAGAAGCGAAAUAGACAGCGAGAAACGGAAAAAAGAGCCCGGCAGUGCUGUUCGGGAGAGUGACAGCUGCUUAUACAUGAACUGAAAUGCUGGGGAAGAGAAAGCGGCAGUGAUAGAGCGCAGUGGCUGCGUGACAGUGAGAAAGGACACUCACAGUGGAUGGAGACUCACGCAAGGGAGGGGCACCCACUGAUAAGAGAGUGACAGUGCCUAGCGGGCCGGACCCCGCAGCAGCCGAGUGCACUCAGUGACAGCCGGGUGCACAUGAGUACAGCACAGGACUGAGUGUGAGCAUACAUCGAGAUCCGGGGUUAUCCGCUCCCAGGGAGAGCUAAAAUGACACCCGCACUCAGGUGAGAGAGUGUCCUCAGUCAAGAGAUAGGGCCUGCCCUCACAGAUACUUUGAAGACGGGCAGACGUGUGCUGGAGGAAGAGUCCGCAUUUAGGUUGGUGAUGGUAUCCUAAUGGAAGGGACUUUGGAAGAUGUGCCUAGAAGCUGUGAUGAGACCCUUCAGUCAAGGUGAGUGAUCUUACAAAAAGGAACAGGAAUUUGGACUCCUGGGAGUGAAGCUGCCGCACAGAAGAAGAAUAAUGUCAGGGCAUUGAAGCUACAUUAAGAACACUUAUGGAUACUGUGGGGUUUCUUAUGCUGGACAAUACUUCAAGAGUAAGUCCUUUUCCAUGACCAAGGACUGGGGUAAUUCUCCUUACAUGCUCAAGUAGUGUGAACGGACAAUAGCCAUUUGAGUUGCAGGCACUCUUUUGCUCCCUGCUUAUUUGUUUGUACUUUUGUAUCUUGGUCUUACUCCAUUCUGGCCCAAUGGAGCCCUGGAAACAGUGUGCCCAGUGGCUUAUAAGAUGCAAAGUGCUGCCACCCCACCACAGGGUGACAUGGGACACGGCCCAGGUAUUUGACCUGGCGCAAACACUCCGGGAUGGGGUUCUUCUCUGUCAGCUGCUCAAGAACCUGCAGCCAAGCUCCAUCAACUUGAAGGACAUCAACCUGCGACCACAGAUGUCCCAGUUUCUUUGUCUGAAGAAUAUCCGGACGUUCCUGUGCGUGUGCUGUGAUGCAUUUGGGAUGAAGAAAAGUGACCUGUUUGAAGCAUUUGACUUAUUUGAUGUUCGGGACUUUGCAAAGGUUAUAGAGACGCUAUCCAAGCUCUCCCACGCGUCAAUUGCACUUACAGCUGGUAUACGGCCGUUCCCCACCGAGGAAAGCGUACAGGAUGAGGAUAUUUACAAAGCUCUUCCUGAUUUGAUUGAUGAAUCUGGGGUGGAUGAUGAUGAAGAAUUGUAUUAUGAUUGUGUAUACACUGAAGAUGAGGGGGGUGAAGUGUAUGAAGACUUGAUGAAGGCAGAGGCUUCUGUGCCUAAUAGGACUGCAGAGAGUGACAUUCGGAGCUGCUGUCUUCUCGAAAUAAAGCAGACUGAAGAGAAGUAUUCAGAGACUCUAGAAUCGAUCGAGAAGUUCUUCAUGGAGCCCUUGAAGAAAUUCUUGCCGCUAACAGACAUACAGAAAGUGUUUAUUAAUAUCAGCGAGUUGGUAAAAGUACACAGAAGCCUGAUGUUAGAAAUUAAUGACUCUAUCAAGCAGAAGAAUAGCCAAAACCUUUACAUGGUGUUCCUCACAUACAAGGAGAGGCUUCUCAUAUAUGGUGAAUACUGCAGCCAAGUAGAAUUAGCCAUAUCAGCCUUGGAUAACAUCUCCAAGACCAGGGAAGAUGUAAAAUUAAAGCUGGAGGAAUGCGCAAAACGGGCAAACAACGGGAAAUUUACUCUUCGAGAUCUCCUGGUCGUCCCAAUGCAAAGAGUUCUAAAAUAUCACUUGCUACUUCAGGAGCUAGUUAAGCACACUACUGAUCCUACAGAAAAAAACAACCUACGUGUGGCGCUGGACGCAAUGAAGGACUUGGCACAGUACGUCAAUGAGGUUAAGCGAGACACAGAGACAUUGAGGGAAAUUGAGCAAUAUCAGCACUCCAUCGAGAACUUGAAUCAACCGCUGUCACUCUUUGGAAGACCGAAGGUGGAUGGAGAGAUUAAGAUCAGCACCCUGGACAAAAGGGCACGACAGGACAGGUAUAUAUUCUUGUUUGAUCAAGCGGUCAUUGUGUGUAAAAGAAGAGGGGAUAAUUAUGAGAUGAAGGAAAUCAUAGAUCUUCAGAAAUACAAAAUAACCAACAACACGUCUACAGACAAGGAGAACAAAAAGUGGUCAUAUGGAUUCUAUCUAACACACAUUCAGGGGCAAAAUGGCUUUGAAUUUUAUUGUAAAACUAGAGACCUGAAGAAGAAAUGGUUAGAACAGUUUGAAAUGGCCCUGUCCAACAUACGGCCAGUGGAUGCGAGUGCAAAUUACCACGAGUUUAAAAUGCACACAUUUGAAUGUGUCACGUCCUGCCGAGUAUGUCAGAUGUUGCUCAGGGGAACUUUCUUCCAAGGAUACUUUUGUCCGAAAUGUGGAGUUGGAGCUCACAAAGAGUGCCUGGGCAGAGUGGAGACAUGCGGGCGAGGAGAUUCUUGUACCUUGAAGGCAGCGAAAGAAAAUGGACCCCGGAGGACAGUUAAAUACACAGAUCCAGGUUUGCCAAAGAUGCAGGUUAUAAGGAAUUACUGCGGGUUGCCCCCACCCUCUGCUUUCGAGGGUCCUCCUCUCAGCAUAUAUGUAGGAGACACCAUUGAGGUUAUAAGAGCGGAUGCACACAGCUUAUUCUGGCAGGGCAGGAAUCUGUCCACGGGGGAACUUGGCUAUUUCCCAAGUGACGCCGUCAAACCAUGUCCAUGUGUCCCAAAGCCUGUUGAUUAUUCUGGACAGCCUUGGUAUGCAGGAGCAAUGGAGAGAGUACAAGCGGAGACAGAACUCAUGAACAGGGAGAACAGCACAUACCUCAUCCGGCACAGGACAAAGGAGAACGGAGAGUACGCAAUCAGUAUUAAGUAUAACAACGAAGUGAAGCACAUCAAGAUAUUAACGAGAGAUGGCUUUUUCCACAUAGCAGAAAAUAGGAAAUUUAAAAGUUUAAUGGAGCUUGUAGAAUAUUAUAAACACCAAUCUCUUAGAGAAGGUUUCAGGAGUUUGGACACAACCCUACUUUUCCCCUAUAAGGCGCCAGAAAACCAGGCUGGGCAAAUCCGGAACCGCUCAUCAGGGAUGUUUCUGAGUCCAAAAGUUCUAGGUAUUGCCAUUGCUCGCUAUGAUUUCUGUGCCAGAGAUAUGAGGGAACUGUCCCUGUUCAAAGGAGAUGUGGUGAAGAUCUACACAAAGGCAGGAACUAAUGGUUGGUGGAGAGGAGAGUCUAAUGGAAAGGUUGGUUGGUUUCCAUCCACAUAUGUAGAGGAGGAUGAUUGAGUAUGAUGCGUAGCGAUUGGAGUAGAACACUUGAAGAGACCCUGAAGCUGGUUGAGAUUUGGAGAUGUUCUGCUUACUCCAGAAGAACAUUUUAUGCUCACCAUUUAGCACGUGACCAUUGCCGGUGUCAUUGAAUGUUACAGUAGAACAAUCCCCAAAAGGUCUGUGGAACUAAUGGAUUAAGGCACUGCACCAAAGAGAAGAAUAUAUUUAAUAUGUGCCAGCCCAGGGUACAGCAGAACUUGGUGAAGAUGACAAGACAGGGGGGUUCUUCAGGCAAUACACUUGUCUUGGUCAGAAUGGUUUGUCUAAACCAGGACUUUCAUGGCAGAUGGUCUGCUAUUAUUUCAUUUAAUGCCAUCAAAGAUAUUCAGAAUUGACUUAUGUUUAUAACAUGCGGUUUUCAAAUUCAUUCUACAUUCAUUCUACAGUUACCCCCUAUUUUCAUGCCAAAAUAUGUAAUUUCAGAAACCUGCAUACACAUUUAUGGACCCCUAUGCAUUUCACUAACCUGUAAUAGGCUCCGCAUUGUGAGUUGUAUGUCGUUCUGCCAUUAAAUGUGUUAAAAUAUAAGAGGAGACAGACAUAUAAUUACACAGUUCCUUUACAAUUAUCACUGCAAAAUUCACUAGUAUGUAUUUUCAUGCAAUGUAAAGUUACUUGUAAAAAUCCUGUACAGUAUACAGAAUCAGAUCAGUGUUAAUGUUGAAAGAGUUAUAUAUUUUUAAGUGUCUUAUUAAUUUCUGUAACAUCUUUUUAAGCUGUGGUUUGUUCUGGGUCUGUGUGUCUCGGUAUGUAGUUCUAGCAGUCUGAUUAUAUACAAGACAUGUUCUUCAGAGCCAUUUUUAAAGGAGAAAAUUCUAGGGUUGUUAUCAAAAA
Spea bombifrons (plains spadefoot toad) is the source of this 4333-nucleotide messenger RNA. It is a transcript of the gene VAV3, whose product is annotated as vav guanine nucleotide exchange factor 3. Gene Ontology annotation, molecular function: protein binding; guanyl-nucleotide exchange factor activity. Gene Ontology annotation, biological process: regulation of GTPase activity; cell migration; intracellular signal transduction. Lineage: Eukaryota; Metazoa; Chordata; Amphibia; Anura; Pelobatidae. The record is from RefSeq and is a predicted model, not a curated record. Bases 923 to 3454 code for a protein of 843 amino acids. The transcript has 27 exons. Gene Ontology annotation, cellular component: plasma membrane; cytoplasm.